Cokeromyces recurvatus is the source of this 2001-nucleotide messenger RNA. Its product is annotated as Sodium/hydrogen exchanger family-domain-containing protein. The transcript is spliced from 9 exons. Lineage: Eukaryota; Fungi; Mucoromycota; Mucoromycetes; Mucorales; Mucoraceae. The record is from RefSeq and is a predicted model, not a curated record. Gene Ontology annotation, biological process: sodium ion export across plasma membrane; proton export across plasma membrane; regulation of membrane potential. Bases 1 to 2001 code for a protein of 666 amino acids. Gene Ontology annotation, molecular function: sodium:proton antiporter activity. Gene Ontology annotation, cellular component: plasma membrane.
AUGGCUGUGGGCAUUGAACUUCCAAAACAUUAUAUGAAAAAAGAAUGGUUAACCAUGUUUAUGCUUUUAAUACCUACUAUGCUCUUUAUGUGGUUAGUGAGUGGAUUAUUUAUUUGGUGGUUAAUUCCACCUAUUAAUUAUCUUCAUUCUCUUGUUAUUGCUGCGUGUGUUUGUCCAACAGAUCCUAUUUUAGCAAAUUCAGUAGUAAAAGGCAGAUUCGCAGAAAAACAUGUUCCUGCUCAUAUUAGAAAUGCAUUAUCAGCAGAAAGUGGCGCAAAUGAUGGAAUGGGUUUUCCUUUUCUUUUUUUGGCUUUAUUUUUAUUAAGUGAACCAAAAGUAGGAACGGCGAUUGGAAAAUGGAUUUACAUCACUCUUCUAUUUCAAAUUAUACUCUCUUGUAUUAUUGGAUUAGUAGUUGGAUAUAUUGCAAGAAAGAUAUUGCAAUGGUCUGAAAGAAAUCGCUUGAUAGAUAAACCUUCUUUUCUUUGUUUUGCCAUUGCUUUAGCUUUAUUUUUAAUGAGCAUGACAGGAUUCUCUGGCAGUGAUGACUUGUUGGCUUGUUUUGUGGCAGGUAAUGCAUUUUCAUGGGAUGAUUGGUUUAGACAAGAAACAGAAGAAGCACACUUUCAAGAUGUGAUUGAUACAUUACUCAAUUUAGCUGUAUUUGUUUAUAUUGGAGCUAUUAUUCCUUGGUCUGAAUUUGGAAAUACAGAGAUUGGAUUAAAGCCAUGGCGUCUAGUCGUGAUUGCUAUCCUUAUCUUAUUUUUUAGACGUCUUCCUAUUUUACUCAUCUUAAAACCUGUUAUGCCUGCUAUGAAGACUUAUAGAGAAGCCGUCUUUAGUGGCUGGUUUGGUCCCAUGGGUGUAGGUGCUGUCUUUUUAUCUGUCAUUGCAAAAGAAAGAAUGGAAGAAAUCUAUGAAGAUUCACAAGAGAAACCGUUAUCGAUUGAAUUAAUUGCCCCUGUAGUUUUAUUUAUCGUUCUCUCAUCUACCUUAGUCCACGGGACUACCAUCCCUCUCUUUAAACUUGGCAAUCGUAUUCGUACUCGUACUUUAUCUAUCACAAGUACAGGUAGUAAUGGUGUACAAAUAUCACGAUUACCUAAAAUUCAAUUUGGUCAACAAAUAGGUAGUGUUCGAAAAAAAGAAAACGGAAAUGGUGAACGAGUGCAAACUGAGGAAAGAGCAGAAGCGAUGGCUCAACUUAGACGUAACACAUUAGCGAAUACAAUUCAACCACAAUCACAAUCAUAUACUAUUGAUAUAGGUGAUGAUCAUGAAGAAGAUUUCUUACCUGAUGAAGAAGCUGAGGAAACUAGACAACAACCUUCGUCUGCUACAACUGAAUCACAAAGUAUACGAUUCCUUGAACCUGUAAAUCCUAGAAAUGCAGAGAGAAAUGAAACAAGUGUAUCUAGUUUUAAGAGUUGGAUACAUCGUAAUAGUAUAAAGGAAGCGACUAAUACAUCAUCCAAUGAUGAAUCAGCAGAUAAAGAAAACAUGACUGCAUCACAACAACCUCAUCUGAAUCAUCAUCCUAGUAAUAGUGGUGGUGCUACUGGUUUAAGGAAUCUAUUCCGUCGACAUCAGCAUACUACUAAAGAUGAUGAACAAGAGUCACCAUUACCGCCUACAGUCAAAGUCACAUCUCAUGAAACAGAAGGAGAAGAAUCAAAUCAAUUACCACCUAAACCUGCUUAUCAUCAAGAAGGCAAAUCACAUACGUUAGAGGUAUUAAAGUCUAUCUUUGCUCAUCAUCCUUCACAACAUGAAGAGAUAGUGAAUAUGGCUACUAAUCUCAGUAGCCGUAUUGAAGUCUGGGAUGAAUUAGAUCAUAUAGAAAUUGAAGAUAAAGAAGAUUCUUCUUCAAAUAUCGUUGUUUCUAAAAAAGACCCAGGAUGGGAGAAAAGGGUAAAAACUGUCAUUGAGGAACUUCAAGAUAAAAUUGAUAAACAACAACAACAACAACAGCAUCAUCAUCAUCAUCAUUAUCAUCAUUAA